Trametes versicolor FP-101664 SS1 is the source of this 447-nucleotide messenger RNA. Its product is annotated as proteasome maturation factor UMP1. The transcript has 4 exons. NCBI's taxonomy places the organism in Eukaryota, Fungi, Basidiomycota, Agaricomycetes, Polyporales, Polyporaceae. Gene Ontology annotation, cellular component: cytoplasm; nucleus. The record is from RefSeq and is a predicted model, not a curated record. The coding region runs from base 1 to 447 and encodes 148 amino acids. Gene Ontology annotation, biological process: proteasome assembly.
AUGCAGCGAACUCACUCCGGAUUCCCUCAGGAUUCUCUGCGCAUUGUACCCGCUCGCGACGAUAAACCCGCAACGACCCAGGACACGAGCAACAGCUUUGGUCUGCACGACACGCUCCAGUAUGGCCCUCGGAGUCUUGCGACUGAGGUUCGGAAGAAUGGUGCUGUGAAGGAUCGUCUUGAGAACUGGGAGGCAACGCAGGACAACCUGAAGCUCCAGAUGCAAAGGCAGCUCUUCGGCCUGCACAUGCCCAUGCGCAUCCUGAUGGAGCGCAAGCUCGUGAGCCAGAACUCACACAUGCCCGCGCUCUCGCAAUCCAACCUCCACCUUGACAUUCUCAUGGGACGCGAUGAGAUGCUCGAGUGCCCAGACUUCAUGAUGCCUGCGGCCGAGCUCAGGCAGCCCAGCGAUAUCCACGCAGACAUGGAGAAGAAGCUGCGCAUGUAA